AUGGUGAUAGCAUGCAUUGUGAAAUGGUCUACGAAACUAUUGUAUGAUCCAUCAAGAAAAUACGCUGGCUACCAGAAAAGGAACAUUGCAAGUUUAAAACCAGACUCAGAGCUGAGAAUACUUGCAUGCGUUCAUAGAACAUACAAUAUAUCUGCUAUAAAAGAUGUCCUGGAUCUUUGUUGUCCAACAACAGAGAACCCAAUCAUUGUGGAAGUGUUGCAUUUGAUCGAGCUGGUUGGAAGGACCUCUCCCAUUUUCAUUUCUCAUCGCAUUCAGAGAACUAUCUCAUCGAAUUGCCACAAGUCUUAUUCAGAUGAUAUCACUCUUGCCUUUGACCUCUAUGAACAUGACAACAUUGGUGCAGUAAGUGUAUACACUUACACAGCCAUAUCUCCACCCACCCUGAUGCAUGACGACGUUUGUCAACUUGCAUUGGACAAAGUGGCAUCCAUUAUAAUUCUUCCAUUCCAUAUAAGAUGGUCUAGUGAUGGUGCCAUUGAAUCUGCUGACAAGAACACGAGGACCUUAAAUUGUAAGGUCCUAGAAAUAGCUCCAUGCUCAGUGGGAAUCCUUGUGAGCCGUUCUCCCGUUCCAAGUGAAUCAUUCAUUAGGCUAGCAAUGGUUUUUUUGGGUGGAAAAGAUGACAGAGAGGCUUUGCGCUUGGCCAAACGAGCAACGAGGAAGUCGAGGGUCAACUUGGUUGUGUACCACCUUGUUCCAAAGGAAUACAGACCAGACGUGGAAUAUCUACUAGAUAACAUGGCACUAGAAGAUAUUAAGACAUCACAAUCUAGCUUGGGAAAUGUAAGUUAUCACGAAGUCAUGGUAAACAAUGGACAUGAGACAUCUCUCUUUCUUCGCCAAAUAGCAAAUCAACAUGACUUUUUCAUUGUCGGGAGAAGAAAUGAACUGGACUCACCUCAGACACAUGGACUUACAACUUGGAGUGAAUUUUCAGAAUUGGGUGUCAUUGGCGAUUUGCUUGCUUCAUCAGAUUUUGAGAGCAGAGCGUCUGUUUUUGUUGUGCAGCAACAAGUGAAAGAAACAUAA
Sphenostylis stenocarpa is the source of this 1050-nucleotide messenger RNA. NCBI's taxonomy places the organism in Eukaryota, Viridiplantae, Streptophyta, Magnoliopsida, Fabales, Fabaceae. The record is from the annotation of a GenBank genome assembly.